This is a messenger RNA of Cariama cristata (Red-legged seriema), 1185 nucleotides long. RefSeq names its product ets variant 3 (gene ETV3). Gene Ontology annotation, cellular component: nucleus. Gene Ontology annotation, molecular function: DNA-binding transcription factor activity, RNA polymerase II-specific; sequence-specific DNA binding. Gene Ontology annotation, biological process: cell differentiation; regulation of transcription by RNA polymerase II. Lineage: Eukaryota; Metazoa; Chordata; Aves; Cariamiformes; Cariamidae. The annotation marks the transcript as partial. The record is from RefSeq and is a predicted model, not a curated record. The transcript has 5 exons.
AUGAAAGCAGGCUGCAGUAUUGUGGAUAAGCCAGAAGGAGGAGGAGGUUAUCAUUUCCCAGAGUGGGCUUACAAGACCGAGUCGAGCCCCGGCUCCCGACAGAUCCAGUUAUGGCAUUUCAUCCUGGAGCUGCUGCAAAAGGAAGAGUUUCGCCAUGUCAUCGCCUGGCAGCAGGGCGAGUACGGGGAGUUUGUCAUCAAGGACCCUGACGAAGUGGCCCGGCUGUGGGGGAGAAGAAAAUGCAAACCCCAGAUGAACUACGACAAGUUGAGCCGGGCCCUCAGAUACUAUUACAACAAGAGGAUUCUCCACAAGACAAAAGGCAAAAGGUUUACCUACAAGUUCAACUUCAACAAGCUGGUGAUGCCCAACUACCCGUUCAUUAACAUUCGACCUAAUGGUGUCGUGCCGCAGAGCGCUCCUCCUGUCCCCACGGCUUCGUCCCGCUUCCAUUUCCCACCGCUGGACAGCCAUUCUCCCACCGAAGAUGCCCAGCCCGGUCGUUUCUCCGGUGGGUCCCUGGUCCCAUCCAACCCAGAAGCGUUGGGUGACGGCGGCGAGAGGAAGCCGGACAUGCCGGAGCUGGAGGAUGGCUCCUCGGAUUGGCGCCGUGGCGUGGAUCUCAUGGCUUCGCGUAACGCUGUGGGCGCUGGUAGUGUCAACCACCAGAAGCGCAAGCCCGAUAUUAUGCUCCCUCUUUUCACCAGGCCCGGGAUCUACCCGGAUCCUCACAGCCCCUUUGCCGUGUCCCCUCUGCCGGGGCGCGGCGGGGUCCUAAACGUCCCGAUCUCUCCUGCAUUGUCCCUGACUCCCACCCUUUUCUCCUACAGCCCCUCUCCGGGCCUCAGCCCUUUCACAGGUAGCAGCUGCUUCUCUUUUAACCCCGAGGAAAUGAAACACUACCUGUUCCCCAUCAAGCUACAGCCUCCGCCCGUGGGGCGUAAAAACAGAGAGAGACUGGAAAGCGCUGAGGAGCCGGCGGCCCCCCAGCUAGCUACUCCUCCUCCCAGGGUCAAGGUCGAGCCCGCGAUGGACAAGGAGGCAGAGUCCGAAGAUCCACCGGCGAAAGGAAAAGACAAAAGUGGGAGGGAGGAAGGCUCCGGCGUGGCAGCCAGCCUGGAAGAGGAGAAAGGGCCUGUGUUUGCAAGACCGGCAGCCCCAUCGUGGCACCCAGCCCCACCGGCA